Cucumis sativus (cucumber) is the source of this 1234-nucleotide messenger RNA. Its product is annotated as dof zinc finger protein DOF3.7. Gene Ontology annotation, molecular function: DNA-binding transcription factor activity; DNA binding. The record is from RefSeq and is a predicted model, not a curated record. The coding region runs from base 275 to 1018 and encodes 247 amino acids. Gene Ontology annotation, biological process: regulation of DNA-templated transcription. NCBI's taxonomy places the organism in Eukaryota, Viridiplantae, Streptophyta, Magnoliopsida, Cucurbitales, Cucurbitaceae. The transcript has 2 exons.
UUCACCCUUUCUUUCCCUUUCCCACCAUUUUUAAAGCAAAGCUCACACCCAUAUAAAAACCAACCCAAGAGCAUUGAUCAACCCCAAGAGCAUAUUCUUUCUUUCUUGUUUCAAUUGAAAGAAAGAAGAAGGGAGAAAAAGAACAAUAUUUGAUCUCCUUCUGAUCUCAACUCAUCUGUUGAGCUUCUUUCUUUCCCUCAUGGAGAUUGCUUAUCAUUGAACAUAUAUUAGCUAGCUAGCUAGGGGGUGGUACGGUGUUAAAUUAUUACAAAAUAUGGCAGAGAAAAACCCUAAUUAUCCAUGCAAAUUGGAGAUGAAGGUGGCCAAAGCAACAACAACAAAGGCUCCAAAAGAGCAAUUGGAUUGCCCAAGAUGCAAGUCUAACAACACCAAAUUUUGUUAUUACAACAAUUACAGCCUCAAUCAACCAAGAUACUUUUGCAAAUCUUGUAGAAGGUAUUGGACUGAAGGAGGGUCCCUCAGAAAUGUCCCCAUUGGAGGAGCUUCAAGAAAGAACAGAUCAAAGUCAUCAUCAACAACAACAAUUACAACAACAAGUACUUCUUCUUCAUCUGAUUAUUUCUGCAGUAACAAUAACAAGAACCAAAAAUUACCAAAUUACCCUUCUUCAUCUCAAAUUUCUACUCAAAUCCCAGUUGGAUUAAGAGAUCUUAAUCUUGCUGAUCAUGAUCACCUCCCUAAGGUUGAAAAUGUCAAUUAUAAUAAUUUUGCAUUUGGUUUUAGGGGUUUGAGUUCUUUUAUCCCUAAUCUAAUGCCAAAUUCCAAUCAUAUUAAUAAUAAUGGUAAUUUGGGGAUUAAUAGUAAUAGCCAAUAUCCAUCAAGUGGGUUUUCUUUGGGUGAUCACGUUGAUGAGUUUAAGCCAAGUUUUGGAAUCAAUUCUGUUGAUGGAAGAAACUUAUUGCAGCUUCCUUUUCAAGAAUUGAACCAACAAUCUGCUGCCCCAAAUGAAGGUGAUCAUCAAAAUUGGAGUGAGAUGCUUGGGGGUGGAUCAUUGUAAGAAUGUCCUUUUUCUAAAAAAAUUUAAUUUCAAACCCUAGAUAUCCUUUUCCUAUGAUAAUUAUGAAGUUUCAUGGAAUGAACUAGUAAACAAUGUUUCGUACAUGGUGGAUCUCUUUUCAUUACUAGAGAUCUAAGAAUUUACUUGAGCCUUUUGGUUUGUAAAUUUUUGUGAUGAAAAUUAGAUAUACAUAUAUGUGCUUAUUUAAUUUGCUGA